GCAUCAGAACAAUUUCUCAUUUUUCUCGUGCUUUCUCUUCUGCGAUCGGCUUCGAUUUUUUUUUUCUCCUCUCCGGUUACAGUAUUCUGUAUCAUUCCUCUAAUACUCGCGGCGCACUUUAACUGGCCGCACUCUAUCAUAUUCCUCCGGAGGUAAGGGGAGAACUUAAGUUUGGGUGUUUGAUUUGAUCUGUAAAAAGACGAGAAAUCAAUUUCUGGGGUUAUAUUUUGGUAUUUGUUCUAGUUAUUUGAUGUGUUGGCGGGAAUUGGAAUCCGCCAAACGGGAUACAUAUUUGGCUCAAAACGUGAGAUGGCCAAUCCCGGGGUCGGGACAAAGUUUUUGUCUGUGAAUCUGAACAAAUCUUACGGGCAAUCACACCAUCAGCAUCGGAAUCAUAAUCAAAACUUAUCUCAUUCAGGCUAUCAUGGGUCUAAUAGGUCCCGACCUGGUGGUGUUGCUGGUGGAGGAGGAGGAAUGGUGGUCCUGUCAAGGCCCCGAAGUUCUCAUAAAGCGGCUGGGCCUAAGCUUUCCAUUCCACCCCCCUUGAAUCUACCCUCCCUACGGAAAGAGCAUGAGAAAUUUGAUUCAUUAGGAUCCAGUGGUGGUUCUGCUGGGGGAGGGUUUUCAGGUGGUGGACAGAGACCUGGUUCCUCUGGUGUUGGUUGGACUAAGCCAGGUAGAGCAGUUGCUUUGCAAGAGAAGGGAGGUGUUGUUAGUUGUGAUCAUAUGACAGAUAAUGAUGUUGAUCAGGGUUUGCAUGGCAUUGGAGAUGGUAAGGGGAGUGGUGGUGCCUAUUUGCCACCUUCCGUGCGGUCUGGUCCUGUUGGACUUCCAUCUUCCACAUUUCCCCAUGUAGAGAAGAUGAAUGUAUUAAGGGGUGAAGAUUUCCCAUCUUUGCGGGCUGCAGUGCCAUCUCAAUCUGGUUUUGAAAGGAAGCAUAGAGAUGGAUUGAAUCAGAAACAAAAGCAUGCCAUGGGUGAAGGACAUUGUAAUAGUGACCAAAGUGAUGGUUCUAGAUUCAACUCCCUUGUAGAUGUGCAUCCUCGUUUGCAGUCAGGUAGUUUUGGUAAUGGAUUGAGUGAGAAUGGUGGUAGAAAUAGUGAUUUGGGCGGUUCUCAUGGAUCAGAGCAAGUAAGAAAACAGGAUGAAUACUUUGCAGGUCCAUUGCCAUUGGUUAGGUUGAACCCAAGAUUUGAUUGGGCUGAUGAUGAGCGUGAUACAGGUCAUGUUUUUGCGGUCCGGGACAGAGAUGAUGGGUUCUCAAAGAGUGAAGCCUACUGGGAUAGAGAUUUUGAUAUUCCAAGGCCUACUGUUUUACCACACAAACCAGCUCAUAAUGUUUUUGACAGGUGGGCACAGAAUGACAAUGAAACUGGAAAGAUUUCUACCAGUGAAGUCACUAAAGUGGACCCUUUUGGUAGAGAUGCAAGAACACCUAGCAGAGCAGGACAGGAAGGGCACUUGUGGAGAGCUUCUCCUCCACUUCAAAAAGAUGGAUUUGGUGUAAAAGAGAUUGGAAAUGACAAAAAUAGUUUUGGUGCAGGGCUGUAUGGUCAGAAAAGAGAAGCAAACAAGGAGAAUAAGUCAGUAUCUUCGUCAUUUCGAGACAUGCCACUUGAUGAUUUUGAAAAAAGGGAUUUGGGGUAUGGACAGGCUGGGAGGCAGCCAUGGACCAACACAGGGCACUCAUCUUACAGUCAGAGGGCUGAAAAGAAUCAAUGGGAGCGAUUUGGCAAUGAACAAUACAAUAGAUUCAGGGGGGAUGUUUUCCAGAAUAAUUCAGUGUCAAAAUCAUCAUUUUCCUCAGGUGGCAAAGGGCUUCCAGUUAAUGAUCCCAUUCUCAAUUUUGGUAGGGACAAACAUCAAGUAUUGACGAGUGAAAAACCUUACCUGGAGGACCCUUUCAUGAAGGACUUUGGAGCUACUGGUUUCGAUGUUCAGGAUCCAUUUUCUGGGGGUCUUGUUGGGGUUGUAAAAAAGAAGAAAGAUGUUAAGCAGACUGAUUUUCAUGAUCCUGUCCGAGAAUCUUUUGAGGCUGAGCUUGAGAGAGUCCAAAAGAUGCAGGAGCAGGAGCGGCAGCGGGCUAUUGAGGAACAAGAAAGAGCUUUGGAGCUAGCACGCAGAGAAGAAGAAGAGAGGCUACAAGUAGCUAGGGAACACGAAGAACAACGGAGAAGGUUAGAAGAAGAAGUGAGAGAAGCUGCAUGGAGAGCUGAACAAGAGCGACUGAAUGCCAUGUGCAAGGCUGAAGAACAGAGGAUAGCUAGAGAGGAGGAGAAACAGAGGACUAUUAUGGAGGAGGAGAGGAGGAAACAGGCUGCUAAGCAGAAACUCUUAGAAUUGGAAGAAAGAAUGGCCAAGAGGCAGGUUGAAGCAACUAAGGGUGGUAGUAAUUCUUCCAUUGUUGCGGAAGAUAAACUUUCAGGAAUGUCUAAAGAAAGGGUUAUUUCCAAAGUGGUAGAUUUGGCUGACGGGGAAGAUAGUGAAAGGAUGAUGGAGAGGAAUACAACUUCGGCAUCUUCUGAUUCCUCUGGUCUGAAUAGAGCCUUUGACAUGAGCUGUAGGCCUCACUUUGCUAGAGAUAAUUCUGCUGCCCUUAUGGAAAGAGGUAAGCCUAAUAACUCAUGGAGAAGGGAUGCAUUUGAGAAUGGAAACCGCCCAACCAUCUUUCCACAGGACUCAGAUAAUGGUCGUUAUAGCCCCAGGCGAGAUGCAACUGUUGGAGGGAAAACAUUUCCUCGGAAAGAGUUUUUUGGAGGACCUGGUUAUAUGUCUUCAAGGGCUUAUUAUAAAACAGGAAUUCAAGAGUCACAUAUAGAUGAAAUUAAUCAACCAAGAAGUCAGAGGUGGAGUAUAUCUGGGGAUGGUGAUCACUAUGUCAGAAAUGCUGAGGUUGAAUCUGACUUUCAGGAGAAUCACACUGAGAGAUACAGUGAUGUUGGUUGGGGCCAUAAUCGGUAUCGUGGAAAUCCUUAUCCUUCAUACCCUGAACGACUAUAUCAAAAUCCUGAUACAGAUGGGCUUUCUUCCUUUGGGAGGUCAAGGUAUUCCAUGAGGCACCCUCGUGUACUCCCCCCUCCAUCUCUGACUGUGGUGCAAAAAACUUUCCAUAGAUGUGAGAACGAGCGCCCUGGGCCUUCAACCUUUCAAGAAAAUGAGAUAGAGUACAAUCAUGCAGCGAGAAGUGAAACUACAAGGAAAUCAGGUUUUGACAGCUGCAAUCAACAUAAUCUUGUACAACCUGAAAUAAUUGAUGUCCAGCAGGGGAAUACUGCAAAUCUGGAGCAGAAUCUGGAUACGAACACCACACUUAGAUGUGAUUCACAAUCUUCACUCUCUGUCUCUAGCCCUCCUGAUUCUCCCGUUCAUCUAUCUCAUGAUGACUUGGAUGAAUCUGAAGAUUCUCCGGCAUUAUCUGCCGAUGAGGAUAAGGAUGUCUCAUUAGGACAAGACAGCAAUUCUGUUGUGUUGCCCAUCGAAUCCGGGAAAGAUAAUAUGAUGACUCACUCUGAUUCUGUCUUUUUUGGUGAUGAUGAUGAAUGGACAGUUGAGAAUGAUGAACGACUGCAGGAGCAAGAAGAAUAUGAUGAGGAUGAAGAUGGAUAUGUGGAAGAAGAUGAAAUUCAUGAAGGAGACGAUGGGAAUAUCAACCUGACUCGGGAGUUUGAAGAUAUGCAUCUGGUGGAAAAAAGCUCGCCCAACAUGGUGAACAACUUGGUCUUAGGCUUCAAUGAGGGAGUUGAGGUAGCAAUGCCCAAUGAUGAGUUUGUAACAAGUCCCCAAAAUGAAGAAUCUUCAUUUCCAGUACCACAGGUUUCUGUUGGUACUGUUAUUGAAGACCAGGGAUCUUUGGAUGGUGUGUGUGGAACACUUCAAUCUGGUGAUGGUCCUUCCCAAGCAAGUGCUGAUGGUUCAUCAAGAAUCUUCCUGGAGGCUGAGAAUGCAAUGCAGGAUUUGGUUAUUAAGCCCAGCAGUACCCAAUUAUCAGCAGCUUCUGAGUUAGUGGUGCAUGUUGAUGCUAACAGUGGUUCUGUUUUGUCUAAUCAGCAGCCAAUACCGUCAUCUGUUGAUAUGACCCCAAAUUCAUCAUCUGAUCAAACCGUGACAUCUGCUAUAUCUGCUGGUCCAAGUCAGGUGGAGGCACCUGUUAAGCUGCAGUUUGGGCUGUUUUCAGGGCCUUCUUUGAUACCUUCUCCUAUUCCAGCCAUACAGAUUGGUUCUAUACAGAUGCCUCUUCUGCAUGCCCAACUGGGUCCAUCCCUUGCCCAUAUGCACCCCUCACAAUCUCCUCUCUUCCAAUUUGGACAGUUGAGAUAUUCUUCACCUAUUUCCCAGGGAGUACCUCCUUUGGCACCUCGAUCUGUGCCUUUUGUUAAAUCUAAUAUGACAACCAACUUUUCAUUGAAUCAGAAUGCAGCAGUUGCGGAGCCUAUUCAAUCCAGUCCAGAAACUUCUUAUAAUUUGAUAAAAACUGAUGCAUUGUCUCUUUCGAUGGAUAACCGACUAGGCCUUGCUCAAAGGCAUUUGGAUCUCUCUGAAAGGAAUGCAUUAAAUGAAAAUUCCAUGUCAGCAAGUAAAAGUUCAGAAACUACUUUUACGGCACAGCAGGGUCAUGCUGAGGUUUCCCAUCUUGGUGAUAAGAAAACAAGUUCAGGUCUUCAAGUGGAGGACCAGGGUCGCCACAUGAAAAACUUCAAAUCCCUGUCUAAAGAAUCAAAAAACCUGCUUCAGAUUAGAGCAGGAUCUUCUGUGCCAGGUUCAAAAGAAAAAACAUUGACUGUGUCAAAAGCUCAAGGUCUAAUAUCUGGUGGCAGAAAUAAAAAAUAUGUUGUUUCAGUUAGAAAUAAUUCUGGCUCAAAGUCAUCUUUUGCGGCCCCUGAAACUUCUCGAUCAGAAUCUGGUGGAUUUCAAAGGAGGCCUCGGCGCCAGCGAACUGAGUUUCGAGUUCGGGAAAACACUGAUAAGCGGCUGUCUAGUGGUGUUGUUUCAGCUAACCAAGUAGUUCUGGAUGAUAAACCAAAUAUGAAUGGAAGGAGUACUGGAUUUUCUACCCGAAGUGGGUUUAGAAGAGACUUUGUGUCAAAAAAAUCAUUUAAACAGAUGACUGAAUUAGAAUCUUUUGAUUCAGGUGGAAUAUAUUCACAGGAAAUAGAUUCUGGAGGCAAGGCUGGAAAGGGAGUAGGAAGUGAAUCUUUGACUAAGAGUCAGAACAUUCCACAUCAUGAAGAGGGAAACCUUAAAAGGACUAUUCGCUCCGAAGAGGAUGUUGAUACUCCUUUACAAAGUGGUGUUGUGCGUGUUUUUGGGCAACCUGGCAUAGAAGCUCCUAGUGACGAAGAUGACUUUAUUGAGGUGAGGUCGAAGAGGCAAAUGCUGAAUGACCGGCGUGAACAGAGAGAAAAGGAGAUCAAGGCAAAGUCUCGGGUCACCAAGAUGCCAAGCAAAUCCCAUUCAACUUCAAAAACUUCUCUCGUCUCUGCAAGUUCAAAUAAAAUUUCUGCAUCUAUGAGUGAAGCAGCGAAUGAUGUUCACUCCAAUUUCGUUGCUACUGAUGGGCGGAAUUUGGCAAACACGGAGGUGUCUACAGGAUUUGGUGCCACCAAAGUGUCUCAACCCUUGGCCCCAAUUGGCACUCCAGCUCUGAAAACUGAUACCCAGGCUGAUAAAAGACCCCAGACAAUCAAGUCUGUCCAAGAGAGCCCUGUACCUGUCUUAUCUGGUGGUGAAAAGAAUCUCUCACCGGGCAUCAUAUUUGACAGCAAGAAUAAGGUUCUGGAUAAUCUUCAAACACCUAUGGGCUCGUGGGACAAUUCUCGGCUUAAUCAUCAGGUAAUGGCCCUCACCCGGAAGCAGCUUGAUGAGGCCAUGAAUCCUGGGCAAUUUGAUUCUUGUGUUUCCAGUAAGGAUCAUACUAGCUCAGUUGGUGAGCCCAGCAUGCCAUCAUCAACUAUCUUGACAAAAGACAAGGCAUUCUCUUCCACUGCAAGCCCAAUAAACUCUUUGCUUGCUGGGGAGAAAAUUCAAUUUGGUGCUGUGACAUCUCCUACAGUUCUCCGGCCAAGCACUCGCACCAUUUCUCAUGGAAUAGGCCCCCCUGGUCCAUGCCGCUCAGAAAUCCAAAUCUCCCACAAUAUUUCUGCAGCUAAUAAUGAUUGCUCUCUCUUUUUUGACAAAGAGAAAUGUUCUAAUGAAACUUGUGUCAAUCUAGAAGAUUCUGAAGCUGAAGCAGCUGCCUCGGCCAUUGCAGUUGCCGCUAUAAGUAGUGAUGAGAUUGUUGGGAAUGAACUGGGAACAUGCUCUGCCUCUGUAUCAAAGACUACAAAUUUUGGAGGUACAGAAAUUGAUGGUAUAAUAGCAGAAGGUGAUCAGCAAUCAGUGAGUCAAUCUAAGGCUGAAGAGUCUCUCUCUGUAGCUUUGCCAGCAGAUUUGUCUGUUGAGACCUCGCCAAUUUCCUUGUGGCCACCUUUACCAAGCCCACCAAAUUCUUCCAGCCAGAUGAUCUCACAUUUCCCUGGAGGUCCACCAUCUCAUUUUCCUUUCUAUGAGAUGAAUCCAAUGUUGGGGGGUCCAAUAUUCGCUUUGGGGCCUCAUGAUGAAUCUGCCACUGCUCACUCACAAACCCAGAAGAUUAGUACUCCAACUUCAACUCCCCUUGGGACUUGGCAACAAUGCCAUUCUGGCAUAGAUUCAUUCUAUGGUGCUCCCACAGGAUAUGCUGGUCCAUUCAUCAGCCCGACUGGGGGUAUUCCUGGGGUACAAGGCCCGCCACACAUGGUUGUCUACAACCAUUUUGCACCAGUGGGGCAGUUUGGACAGGUUGGUUUGAGUUUUAUGGGUGCCACCUAUAUUCCAUCGGCUAAGCAACCUGAUUGGAAGUGCCAUCCUGUUUCUUCUGCUAUGGGUGUUGGUGAAGGAGAGAUGAACAAUGUGAACAUGGUUGCUGGCCAACGCAAGCCUACCAAUUUAACUGCUCCGAUCCAGCAUCUUGCCCCUAGAUCACCUCUUAUGCCUGUGGCUUCUACUUUGGCCAUGUUUGAUGUUUCUCCAUUUCAGUCCUCUUCGGAUAUUUCAGUUCAAGCUCAUUGGUCGAAUGUUACUACAGCUUCUCAUCAGCCCAUUUCCAUAUCAAUGCCAUUGCAACAACCACCAGAUGGUGUACUUCCUCCACAAAAUAACCCUGGACCUCCUGUCGACCAGUCAUCUAAUGCCAAUAGGUUUUCUGCAUCCCGAACAUCAACACCCUCUAAUAGCAGUCGGAAUUUUCAUGCAGCUAGUGAUGCAACUGUCAACCAGUUACCUGAUGAGCUGGGGUUACUUGAUUCAUCAAGCUCUACCGGACCUGGGACUUCAACACAGAAUGUUGUGGCUAAGAGCUUGGCUCUAAUCACCAUUACAGAUGCUGGCAAGACUGAAUUAGUUCAGAAUAACAGCAGCAGUGAGAGUGUUGACCAAAACAAUGCUACUUUUAAGCCUCAGUCUUUGCAGCAAAAGAAUAUGUCUUCCCAGCAGUACAGUAGUUCUUCAGGGUACAGUUAUCAAAGAGGAGGUGGGAUUUCACAGAAGAAUUCUGGGAGUAAAUGGUCCCAUCGAAGAAUGGGGUUCCAUGGGCGAAACCAGUCUUUCAGUGCAGAAAAGGGUUUUGCCCCUUCAAAGAUGAAGCAGAUAUAUGUGGCUAAACAGACCACAAGUGGGACAUCAGCACGAUCAUGAGCAUGAUGGAGGAUGAAUUUCUUGGAUUGAGAAAAGAGUGCCCUUGAGAUGGGCGAUUUUUUGGGAUGAGUCUUUGCUUUAUAUUUGGCAUCAUUCAUUCAAUAACCAUGGAAUGUCAAGUGUGAGUUCCUGCGGCAAUAUAGUUAAGGCUAUACUGGUUUUUGUAAUGUAAGUUUGCUAAAGUUGUGGAUAAUAGCAGUUUUGAGUGUUUUGACGAAGCAUCAAGUGAGGUAGGAGUGGAUUCUAGCGUGGUAGCCAUACCGCCAAGUAUUUAAGCAAUGUUUAAUGGUCGGUUCUGGCGUUUCGGUUCCUUUAUUUGUCCUUUGUAAGCUGCAAACCUGAUUGUUUAUCUCAUUGUAUUGAUGUAUUAAAAUUAUUUAUGAUCCUACUUAAUUCAUUUCAGUGAUGGUAAAUGUAA
Messenger RNA from Mangifera indica (mango), 8128 nucleotides. RefSeq lists its product as uncharacterized. The record is from RefSeq and is a predicted model, not a curated record. Lineage: Eukaryota; Viridiplantae; Streptophyta; Magnoliopsida; Sapindales; Anacardiaceae. Bases 310 to 7710 code for a protein of 2466 amino acids. The transcript has 8 exons.